AUGCGCGAGUGCUUCAGGUCCGACAUAAGUGGCCUCGGCGACUACCUCGACGCGCCCCAGGUCGACAAAUCCUCCGGUCGUUCUCGAAGUGGCAGCCGAUCGCGAGAAGCUAGUCCAUAUGGGCGAAGAGCGUCGUCUCCGUACACGAAGCCGUUACCACUUGGUCACCAAGCCGAACCAGCAUCGAGGCAGACGCUGGAAGUCCACCAUGGUACGGUCCCGCCACCCAACGCUGCUGGACGAACCCGGCGUCUGUCCUCUGCAUCGACGGCGAGCGAUAAUCCACCGGCGCCUCUCAAACCGGUCAAACAGAAAGUUACCUCGACCAAAAUUGAGAACGCUGCCAAGAUCCGGAGGACCAGCGAUGGACUGUUCAUUUGUCCCAUACCAGGGUGUGGCAGCACAUUUACGAGGCAAUUCAACCUGAAAGGUCACAUUAGAUCGCAUAACGAGGAAAGACCGUUCUUGUGCAACUUCCCCGGAUGCAACAAAGCGUUCGCGCGACAGCACGAUUGCAAGCGACAUAUGCAGUUGCAUGCUGGAGUCAAGCCUUUCGAGUGUGAACACUGUCAUCGGACCUUUGCGCGUCUCGAUGCAUUGACGCGGCAUCGUAAGUCCUUCUAG
Messenger RNA from Filobasidium floriforme, 624 nucleotides. RefSeq lists its product as uncharacterized. The record is from RefSeq and is a predicted model, not a curated record. Gene Ontology annotation, biological process: regulation of transcription by RNA polymerase II. Gene Ontology annotation, molecular function: DNA-binding transcription factor activity, RNA polymerase II-specific; RNA polymerase II cis-regulatory region sequence-specific DNA binding. The coding region runs from base 1 to 624 and encodes 207 amino acids. NCBI's taxonomy places the organism in Eukaryota, Fungi, Basidiomycota, Tremellomycetes, Filobasidiales, Filobasidiaceae. The transcript has 3 exons.